AUGAUUUUAAGACAGUACAAGACAGGGGCCAGCAACCAUGUGCCGGACCUUCUCUCACGACCAGCAGGUGAUGUACCUCCAUCUAUGAAGACAGCUCGCCUACUAGAACAGGCCCAGGAGGCACAUGAUGACGCUGCUGAUAAGAUGGACCUCACUGGAAUGACAGCUGUUCAGACAAGGGAGCACCAGCUAUGGGACCCGGCAUGCGAGGACCCCCUGGGUUGGCUGGAAGGGCGCCAGGCUGUACCAGGGGAGAGACCUCCUGCUGCACUCUUCAGCUUUGAGGCACUACGACAAGCCCACUGCCCUCCGACUGCCACCCAUCCUGGGAUCCACCAUACAUUCCAGAACCUGCAGGGCGCCUGGUACUUCCCCAAUAUGUAUCAUCUGGUGAGGGAGUAUGUGGCAGCCUCCCAUGCAUGUCAGCAGCGCAAGGGUGUGGCAGGACGCGCCCCAAUGGAAGGCCAUCCACUGCCAGAGGUCCCACUGGUGACAGUGUCAGCUGACCUUAUGGACUUGCGGGGAUCAGCAGCAUGUACUCUCCAUUGUGAACCAUCACACAUGGUUCAGCUGGUCUCACUGCUUGAUAAGAAGGCCGACAGAGUGCUAUGGGCCUUUGACGACCAUUAUGUGACUCUAUUUGGGCCACCUGACCGAGUGGCACUCACUUCUGGAGGCCCUUCCAAUGGGGUGGUGGAGCGCACCAAUCAGACAGUGAAGGAUGCGCUGGUGGCACUGGCUCGGCAGGCUCCUUCGCAGUGGCCCACCCAUCUUCCUGCUGUUCGCCUCGCCUUGAACUCAGCCAUCCACCGUGCUGUGAGGGACCAGCCGCUAUACUUGCUGACAGGUCUUAUGGUGCUCUUUGGGAAGGGCCUGAUUAACCGCCAGGCUGUGGACCCCAACCUGAUAUUGGCACGUCUUGCAGACGCCUGCUGGCUAGGUGUUGAAGUGAGCUGGAAGAUGCAGGAGACUAACAAGGCCCAGUAUGAGCACGUACCUCAGGCCCAUACGAGGAGGGAUCUCUGGUCCUACAUAAGGUCCUAG
Molecule: messenger RNA, 1044 nt
Organism: Penaeus monodon (black tiger shrimp)
Lineage: Eukaryota; Metazoa; Arthropoda; Malacostraca; Decapoda; Penaeidae
Exons: 3
Coding region: 1-1044 (347 amino acids)
Molecular function (GO): nucleic acid binding
Source: RefSeq, a predicted model, not a curated record